Molecule: messenger RNA, 717 nt
Organism: Pomacea canaliculata
Lineage: Eukaryota; Metazoa; Mollusca; Gastropoda; Architaenioglossa; Ampullariidae
Exons: 5
Coding region: 72-410 (112 amino acids)
Source: RefSeq, a predicted model, not a curated record
UAUUCAGAAGAAAGCAGUAUUUGUUCCAUUUUGAAACUUGUUGCAAUAAAGCAGUUGCUAAUCUGCUGACCAUGAAGCACACACUGCUAUUCUGCCUUUGGACUGCCUUCUUCAUAAGCCUCGUAAACUGCGACUGCGUGACAGACUGCGAGAACACGUUCACCGCAGCAGUCCAAUAUGAAGCCAUCCUCACACAGGCCAGACUCUGCACACUUGUGAACCAAUACGUAACAUGUAUCGAGACAUCUUGUCAUGCAGAUUUUACACCAUAUAAAAACGCGCUGCAGCAAAAGCUGAAAAGUUUGGGCUACACUUGUGACCUGAAUGUCGCCUCCAGGACCCUGUCUGGCAGUCUUCUCACUGUUUCUGGCGCCAUGCUGCUCACUGCUUACAGAAUCCUCAACCUUUGAUCCUCUGUAGAAGGUUGCACCAUCAUCACACAGUAGACGAGGUAUACUGUUCUCACCAUUUGUUCCAAGUGCAUGGAGCGGAAAAAGUAACCAAACAAAUACUGACAAAAUGCUAGCCUAACAAACUGGAGUGUGUUAAGUUCAUUAAGACCGGUUUUAACCUUUGGGAAAGUAGGGAUAAAGUUUAACCAAGAUGUUUGUAUAAACCGUCAUGUAAAUUAUUUUUCUGCACUUAUCGUUCGGUUAAGAAUGAUCUUUAGUUUUAUUCAUGGCGCUUUCUUUAGUGAUCCUCUCUUGUCAUCAUUGU